This is a messenger RNA of Eimeria acervulina, 3147 nucleotides long. Its product is annotated as tRNA-splicing endonuclease positive effector protein, putative. The record is from RefSeq and is a predicted model, not a curated record. Bases 1 to 3147 code for a protein of 1048 amino acids. Gene Ontology annotation, molecular function: helicase activity. NCBI's taxonomy places the organism in Eukaryota, Apicomplexa, Conoidasida, Eucoccidiorida, Eimeriidae. The transcript has 15 exons.
AUGGUGUCUCUGUCGAGUGAAGGCGGAGGCCAUGCGGGGGCCUCCACCUUCACUUCUCAGAGCUCGUCGAAAUCGCGUGACGUCUGUACGCAGGAAGAGCUGCAGCGCGCGGAACGCCUUGGGUCAGCUUGGCUACAGCGUUACCGUCACAUAGAAGGCUCGAGCCUGCUCCCUUCUGUGGAUCCUUUGAACGAGUUGCUGCUAGGGCUCGACUUUUUUGCAGACCUCCGCGAGGAAGUCCACACUCCGACGGGGAAGUCCUCACCAGCCUCUGUGGCUUCUGAAGACUUAAACGAAGGGAGUGAAACUAGUGAAAACGAAAAUGAAGACGAUGCAAGCGAGGAGGAGCGCGAGGAGGCCAAGGGUACAUCACAAGAUGCCCAAUUUUCCGAGAAAAAUUCACAGGGGCACCAACAACGGGAAUACCUACGGCCCAUCCCCACAGUAAUACCCAACGAAAAUGUGUAUAUCGGCUUCUUCCUCCCUUUGUUCCUUCAAGAGGCCAAACAGGCCUUAGCAAGAGCCAUCAAACUGGACCUGGGAGCUCCUGAGGAGUUCGUGCAGCAAAGCGGUGAGCCUCGGGGUUCCUUCCUGUCUCUGCUGCUGAGUCGAUCGGGAGGGAUGGCUGCUGCUGUUUCUUCUUCUGCAUGUCGCUACUGCCACGGAGACUUGGUGCUCAUGUACCUCCCGGCAAAUCGAGUGGCUGAUGACGAGGCAGAGAAGCAGACAGCGCCGCACAAAGCGAGCGAAGGGGAGACCCAAGAAGACUCAGGGAACAAAGACGACGACCCCAGUGCGAUGAAGGCCUCUAGCGGGGAGCUUCCAGCUGUGCAGGCAGAUGCACUGCCGUUGACCCGAAUGUUGAGACCCAAAGAUACCGACUGCCACGUGCUCGGAGUUGUGUCUCAGGGGCAGCACGAAGCCAUCAGUGUUAAGGUGUUGACCCCUUUAGGCCCCGCAUACAAUGGCGAGGGCUCGUCGCAACUGCAGUUGAACAAAGCCAAGCUUCCGAGGCCUUUGAACAACCCCUUGCUGGAGGGCCAGGAGAGCGUCCAGUCGGAGAGUGGAGAAGAGGCUGCCGCCGUGUCUCCGCCCGUUGGUACUGGUGCAAGCGGUGAGGGCUCCUUACCAUCUGAAGGGCAGCGCGCACAGACGCCACUUGCCUCUACAGCGGACGAGGCGUCACAAAAGGCCUCUGAGAGACAGACGGAGGAAAAGCCGCAACAGGGAGAGCGGCGCCUUGUGAUCCCGGAGGCCCUAAGGGCCCGUUUGGAAAGUCUGUACAACGCCAGCCAGCUCGCCGCCCUGGAGGAUUCGCUCAAGGUGGAGGGAGUUACUCUCAUUCAAGGCCCACCUGGCACAGGGAAGACUUCCACCAUUGUUGGCGUUGUAUCCGUCAUACUCCAUGCCCAGCUGGAGGGCCAACACGAAUCCUACGCGCGCUCGCCUAGCGAGCAGGGAGCAACAGAGGGAACUGCAGAUAGCCCAUGGGCAAGAGAACAAGGUGCAGCGACGUCUCAGUCAAAGUGGCGUCCGUGGCUGCAGCCGAACUAUGCCGCUUGGAUGGAUGCAGACGAGGUCGCGCUAGAGGAUUUGGACUCUCAAUCGAUGCUGCAGCCAGCGGCUGUACCCACUGAUCCGCCUAUCUGCCUAUCGAGAGAACGCCAUGAGCUUCAGCCAGUACGCACAUGCACGCACUUCUAUAUAGGUGCAUGUGGUGUAUAUGUUGUCUACAGUCGGAUAUUAGUUUGUGCGCCAUCAAAUGCGGCAAUUGACGAGAUCGUCAAACGUCUGACAGCCGAUCCAGAGACAGGAGGCGGAAUAUUUGAUGGUAGCGGCCAAAGAUUCUCACCAGCAGUUGUCCGCGUGGGGCCUAAUGUACAUCCUGAGCUGCUGCAGCACAGUCUGCAGUACAAAGCCCUACAGAGGCUUAGAGCCCGAGGAUCCACUAACUUCGCUGCCUUAGCAGCCGCCAAGGCAGAUGUGUUGAGGGACAGUGUAAUCGUCUGCGCCACCAUUUCGGUCUGCGGCUCCAACGACCUGACCUCUCUUGCCGACUGUUUUGAUACGGUUGUUGUAGACGAGGCUUCCCAGGCUGUUGAACUGGCGACUCUCAUACCACUUAGGUUGGGAUGCAGAAGACUCAUUCUCGUGGGCGACCCAAAGCAACUCCCCGCCACUAUCUUUUCGCGCCAUGCAAUUCAGUUGCGGUACGAUCGCUCUCUCUUCCAACGCCUUGAGGGGGCAGGCCAGCCAACGAACAUGCUGAGUCAGCAGUACCGCAUGCACCCUGCCAUCUCCCGCUUCGCGUCCGUCGCCUUCUAUGAAGGGCUGUUGCGGGAUGCCCCCCAUUUGCCCAACGGCCUGUGGACGCCAUUUCCUUCUUGGCACCGGCUGCCCAUCCUCCAGCCCAUCGUAUUUUUUAAUCUCGACAGCGAGCACACUGAAGAGCACACCUCACUGGUGAACUACGCAGAAGCUGAUUUCGUUAGGCAGCUUAUUGACUUUCUCCGCCGCCUGGGUCAAGAAAAGGACUUCAUAAUUUUUUCAGCCGUCCGCGGCAUUCGCAGUGACAAGGAAGAGGCGAAGAAUGGCACCGUUGGGUUUUUAGGGGACAUGCGACGCCUCAACGUGGCUGUGACGAGAGGGCGUGUCAAUCUUUGGUUGGUUGGGAACGGCUGCUUCCUCAGGAGAGACAAAACGUGGGCCAGGCUUUACGCGUAUGCAAAAGCUCGCCAAGCCCUUAUCUCCAUCAGCCGCCGCAAUGCGCAACACUCCGCCAUCCUCACGAAGUGGAUUCUCAAGUACUGCAAGACGCAUCACCGCGAGAGGAAGUUACUGGAGGAGCAUGCGCCCCGCUUUUUAGCCGAUCUUUCGGAAAACCUAAAAGCAAUGAGGGAACGAAAACAGAAGAGGGGAAGCAAGGACGAUGAAGAACAGGGCGACGAACUGCAAACUGAAGGCCCCAUAAGCUGGGAACAGCCGAUAGACGACCCUGGGGCCGAGGAAGAAGCAGCGGGAACUGGAGAGAUGACAACUUUCCACGACGUAGCGGAUGAAGGCUGCUUGGACGAAGUCGCAGUUCACAUGCGCGAUGAGGCUCUGAAGUCCGCCGUGGAGGCCGAGGGCACUACAGCUCCUCUGUAG